GCGUGGCUCGGGAACGCACACAGGGAGCUGCGGGGUGAGGAAAGACACGACAAUUAACGCAUGGGAAAAAGGCACAGAGAUCAGGAUCAAAAAUUCAACUAGGAUGCUGGAGACGAGCUUACGUACUCAAUGUCCCAAUGUGGGACCUUGUCGCCCAGGAUCAGCGCCACCUGUGAGCCGCUGUUAGCGCUUACUCACACCAACACACUCGAGAUGGCCGGAGAAAGUGUGCCAGCAGGUCUGGACCUGAAGGAGAAGGGCGAGGAGGAACUGUGGGAACUCAUUAAUGACAACCGGCACCGGAUCUCCUUGGGAGUGCGGCCGUGCAUUGUGAUCCCGUACCUCCGACAAGCCAGGGUCCUCACCGAGAUGGACGAGGACGAGAUUUUGUCCUCCCACAACCUUACCAACCGCUCCAUGAGAACAAGCCACAUGAUGGAUCUACUUCGAACGCAGGGUAGAAACGGUGCUGUGGCUUUACUGGAAAGCCUGAUGAUCCACUACCCGACCCUGUACACUCAAGUUACUGGACGCAAACCCAGCUCUGAACCGUCAAGAUUCAGUGGCCUGAUAAAGUAUUCAGAACUGACCGAGUACCUUAUCCGAGCCGUCACUGCGAUGCAGAAUGAGCUCCAGGAAACUCGCAGCGAAAACGGGAAAAUGAACGCUCGCUGUGCUUCCUUGGAGUCUGAGAUCCAGCUGGUUGUGGAGCGCGAGGAGAGCUCCAGCCGCCUCCAGGCUGAGUGUGAGCGCCUGCAGAGACACGCGAGCACGCUGCAACGGGAAGUCGCCAACCUCAAGGACGAGAAGUGCGACUUGUACAUGCGCUACACGGCGGCCAUCGAGGAGAAAUCGGCCAUGAACAUGCGCCUCCAUGACCUCAACCUGCAGACAUAUCAGCUUCAAACAGAACUGCAGAAGGCCGAGACGGAAAGAGACUUCCAAAAACGGCGCUCUCUUAGAUGCGUCUCUCAGGCUGAAGCCUCCCAACUUCAAGAAGAAGUGAGGACCCUACGCUUCCAGCUGAAAAAGAUAGAAAAAUUAAACCCGGUUCAACAGGCCAUUCUGCCCCGUGACGUAGCCGAGGCGAUUGACAGCCAGGCCGAGCUUGUGGAGAAGCUCAGGUGUUCCAGAGAAGAGAAUGAAAAGUUGCACAAAGAAAAACAAGAUCUUCUGGAUCAGAGUGAAAGUGUGACCGUCCAAGUGCAUCAGCUGACCCUGGACUGUAACAUGCACCAACAGAAGAGCACUGUGAUCCAGAACCAGAUGAGAGAGUUGCAAACCGAAAGAGACCAAGCAUUCCUCUCCCGAAACGAAGCACAGAUCCAGAUAGCCUCCAUUCUGGCUGAGAAGGACAGCCUGAGGUCUCAGAUAAUGGAGCUCAAGAAAGCUUUUAGCUUGCACGACAAAUGCAGCAAAGACCCUCAGAGCUCUGAUGUGAGUGGGAUUGCCUGUAAGUGUGACCACUCCUCGAUCCCGAACAGACGCAAGCUUUGUCGCAAGGACGCAGUCAAUCCUUCAUCGCCAAAUCGCUUUUCCUCAGAGUGUGACGAUUCAAUGGCCAGUAGUGUAGAACCUCCAAGUCCUCAGUCUCUACACGUAGGAAAGGGAGCUCUUCACGAAGAAAACAGCCUGGAAACAGUGGAGACUGAUGAUUUCUCAUUGGACGACUUUGUGAUUCUUCCCAAUGUGUUGAAUGAAGGCAAAGAAACAUCGACACCUUUUGUACCUGGAAGAACCAACUCCAUGUACAGCCUGGAUAAGAACUCCGUACCACCGUUCCUUGUUCGUUCCCGUCCAAAAGCUAUUCGCAUCAGUGGCCGAGUGGUCACCAUUUCCUUCAGGGGAGAUGCACUACCAAAUCAGAUUGUGGUGGCAGGAGGCAAUAAGACCGGAGUCUUUGUGCAUCAAGUCACAGAAGGGAGUGCCGCACAUACUGCGGGUGUCAGCCCUGGAGCACAAAUAGUGGAGGUGAAAUACCAACAGAACCAGAAAGCUAUAAGGGUGGUCCUGGAAGAUUCCACUUUAGAAGAAGCUAUGUGGGCUCUGGGCCAGGUCACAGACCUCUGCCACCUAUCUCUUCGGCCCAGACAAGAUGACUAUGAAGCUUUGCUGCAACAAUUGCAAAACGAUGAAAUGUCAUCGGGUGACUCCUUCUACGUGCGCGUCAACGUGACCAUCCCAGCAGGUCCAAAAGGGACCAUGGCCAUUUCCUGCAACGACAUUCUGCAUGUGACCAACACACGCCCUGCCAACACUGAUGACUCAUGGUACGCCAGUCAAGUUGACGCCUACAAGCUUCUGGCACACCAGAGUCAACUUGUACCCAACUACUACAGAGCGCAGCGACUGCUUAUUCGGGCUAUUGAAGAAAUGAACUUUCAAACCCGGAAGUCUGAGAAGGAAGGACAUGUUGUGGCCCAGAAUACACGGAAGGCAGUGAGAAUCGUGAGCACGUACCAGCAGGGCCGAAACCCUUUGUGGGUCAGCGUGGAAAAUGAAAAAACCAAAAGCACGGAAUUGGGUGAAACAUCUUCACCUAGAAGUUGCAUGACCCUGAUGCCCUAUACAUUGGUCACCCCCCACUUCCCUCCCGUAUGCAGACCAGUCCUGUUACUGCCCUCUAUUCUGGGACGCAUCCUGGACAAGAAGGUUGCAAGUUGGCAAGGCUUUGAGCUCUGUGAACCAGAGGUGUUGAGCCCGAGUGAUCACUCAGUCCGACUGCAGAAAUCCCAGGUUCUGGAGGAGUGUGGGCAGGGAAGAAACUGCUGUUAUACCCUGCAGAGUGUGCAGAAAGUCAUGAAGAAGGGUAUUCACUGUGUACUCCCACUUGGUCUGGACUGUGUGCGUCGUCUGCACAGGGCUGAGAUAUUCCCCAUCAUAAUCUUCUUUUGUCAGUCUACAUGCAGCGCACGCAAACUCAGGUUAAAGCUUCACCGGCACAGCCUGUCGGAGGAGCAGCUGCUGGUGUGUUCAAAGAGCGAAGAGCCGCUGUUGGACAAACUUCCGUGUUUGUAUCACAAAGUGGCCCCUGACUUGUGGUGUGGCCAGAAUUCACUGCUGACCAAGUUACGCAGUGUCAUCUCGGUGGAGCAGAGGAAGAUUGUUUGGGUGGAGCCUGACCUGUGGUAACAAGGAUUUAUUCAAUCACACACCCCGUUUCAAUAUGAGCUGGGAAAUUAUGUUAGAUGUAAAUAUAAACGGAAUACAAUGAUUUGCAAAUCCUUUUCAACCCAUAUUCGAUUGAAUGCACUACAAAGACAAGAUAUUUGAUGUUCUAACUCAUAUAUAUAUUUUUUUUAAUUUCAUGGCUGCAACACGUGCCAAAGUAGUUGGGAAAGGGCAUGUUCACCACUGUGUUACAUCACCUUACAACACUCAAUAAACGUUUGGGAACUGAAGAAACUAAUUGUUGAAACUUUGAAAGUGCAAUUCGUUGCCAUUCUUGUUUUAUGUAGAACUUCAGUCGUUCAACAGUCCGGGGUCUCCGCUGUCGUAUUUUACGCUUCAUAAUGCGCCAGACAGGGAGACAGGCGGGCCAGGAAAGAACCGGCACUCUUUAUUUACGAAGUUACACCGUUGUAACACGUGCUGAAUGUAGGCUUGGCAUUGUCUUGCUGAAAUAAGCAGGGGCGUCCAUGAAAAAGACAGCGCUUAGAUGGCAGCAUAUGUUGUUCCAAAACCUCUAUGUACCUUUCAGCAUUAAUGGUGCCUUGACAGAUGUGUAAGUUACCCAUGUCUUGGGCACUAAUGCAUCCCCAUACCAUCACAGAUGCUGGCUUUUGAACUUUGCGUCGAUAACAAUCUGGAUGGUUCGCUUCCCCUUUGGUCCGGAUGACACGAUGUCGAAUAUUACUUAAAACAACUUGAAAUGUGGACUUGUCAGACCACAAAACACUUUUCCACUUUGCAUCAGUCCACCUUAGAUGAUCUGGGGCCCAGAGAAGCAGGCAGCGUUUCUGGAUUUUGUUGAUAAAUGGCUUUCGCUUUUCAUAGUAGAGCUUUAACUUGCACUUACAGAUGUAGUGACGAACUGUAUUUAGUGACAGUGGUUUUCUGAAGUGUUCCUGAGCCCAUGUGGUGAUAUCCUUGAGAGAUUGAUGUCGGUUUUUGAUACAGUGCCGUCUGGAGUCAUUUCUCCAGAUUCUUUUGAUGAUAUUAUAGACCUUUUGAUGAUAUCAUAGACCGUAGAUGUUGAAAGCCCUAAUUUUUUUUGCAAUUUGCACUUUGAGAAACGUUGUUCUUAAACUGUUUGACUAUUUGCUCACGCAGUUGUGGACAAAGGUGUGUACCUCGCCCCAUCCUUUCUUGUGAAAGACUGAGCAUUUUCAUGGAAGCUGCUUUUAUACCCAAUCAUGGCACCCACCUGUUCCCAAUUAGCCUGCACACCUGUGGGAUGUUCCAAAUAAGCGUUUGAUGAGCAUUCCUCAACUUUAUCAGUAUAUAUUGCCACCUUUCCUAACUUCUUUGUCACGUGUUGCUGGCAUCAAAUUCUAAAGUUAAUGAUUAUUUGCAAAAAAAAAAAUGUUAAUAAGUUUGAACAUCAAAUAUGUUGUCUUUGUAGCAUAUUCAACUGAAUAUGGGUUGAAAAUGAUUGUAUUACGUUUAUAUUUACAUAUAACACAAUUUCCCAACUCAUACGGAAACAGGGUUCGUAUGUUUAUGCCUACUAUUCCCAAUAGUUGUAAACACGAGUAUGUAUCUAUGAUACUUCAAAAAAGAACAUUGUGAAAUAGAAAACACAAUGUGAUGUGCUCACGGUAUUUUGCUGACAUCUGCACAAUCUGACGAGAUCCAAUUAAAAAGAGUUUGUUUUGAA
Nerophis ophidion (straightnose pipefish) is the source of this 4819-nucleotide messenger RNA. It is a transcript of the gene card14, whose product is annotated as caspase recruitment domain family, member 14. The record is from RefSeq and is a predicted model, not a curated record. Bases 130 to 3132 code for a protein of 1000 amino acids. Gene Ontology annotation, biological process: regulation of apoptotic process. NCBI's taxonomy places the organism in Eukaryota, Metazoa, Chordata, Actinopteri, Syngnathiformes, Syngnathidae. The transcript has 21 exons. Gene Ontology annotation, molecular function: protein binding.